Mytilus californianus (California mussel) is the source of this 5656-nucleotide messenger RNA. Its product is annotated as F-box/WD repeat-containing protein 5-like. The record is from RefSeq and is a predicted model, not a curated record. Lineage: Eukaryota; Metazoa; Mollusca; Bivalvia; Mytilida; Mytilidae. Gene Ontology annotation, biological process: protein ubiquitination. Gene Ontology annotation, cellular component: Cul4-RING E3 ubiquitin ligase complex; SCF ubiquitin ligase complex. The transcript has 8 exons. The coding region runs from base 74 to 1891 and encodes 605 amino acids. Gene Ontology annotation, molecular function: protein binding.
UUCUCAAACGUUUUAAAGAGUUUAUGUUUUGUCAACUAUGGGAUAGCUGUCUAAGAACUUUUGACAACAAAUUAUGCCUCUUCACUGUGUUGAAGACAGAAGAAGUCCAACAGAAAUUGAGGAAGAUGAUGAUUCCUGCCCAAGUAUUUGGCAGCAAUGUCCUGAUUCCAUUUUGCUUCAUAUAUUUUCCUUCUUGGAAGCAAAACACUUGACAGCCUCAUCACAAACAUGCAAGGAUUGGAACAGAGUUACCAAUGAUGAAAGUUUAUGGAAAUCUCUAUUAUGUGUUAAAUGGGGAGUGAAAAAUCAAAAGCUGCCACCAUCAAAAGAAAGCUGGAGGGCUGAAUACAAACGUUUGGAUUUUCACACACCCAUUCAUCUGAGUGAGACAUUGACAGACCAUGAUGAUGAAGUACUUCAUGUCAGCUUUUCUCAUGAUGGGAAAUUAUUCUGUACGACAUCAAAAGAUGCUACAAUCAAAGUUUGGAAUGUAGGUGAUCCAACAAUGAUAAAACACAGUAAAAAUUUCAGAGAUUUGUUGUCAUGGGACUUCACACAAUUUUCCUGUUUUAACCAGAUUGACACAUUAUUACUCGUUUCUAGUGUAAAAACAACAGAUUUUAUGGACAGAAGAGGAUAUGUUGCUAUUAUUUCUCUUCCACAUGAUUUCCGUAUAAUCCGUGUUGUAUCCAUGGACCCAUCACAGUUAUUUGGAUCUUGGUUGGACAAUAGCACAUUCCUUGGAGGCUGUUUGGAGAUCAGUCUUGAUAGAUUUACUACUACUGUACAGAUAGAAUCAUUUGAUGUUCCAGAUGGUGCUAUUGAGAUAAAAGGUGAAGAAAGUGAAAAUCUCCCUGAAGUUGAAGAAGGGACAGGGAGGAAUCUGUUUACAUUUUGUAGUGAGACUGCUAGUUUAAUUAAAUUUCUGACAGUAGCUCAUAUUCCUGUUAAUGGUGACAAAGGGCCACAACUCUACUGUGAUAAAUGUGCUAGUCAAGAAAGAGACUCAAAUCCAAGAAAAAUUCCUAAACGAGACCAAACACUCUUUACUUCCGACAUAGAAACUCAUUCUGUUCAAUCACCUUGUGAUUUAGAUGAGAAUGAAACAGACAAAAAUGAGAAUGCUUCAUGUUCGUACAGUUCAACUAGUGCUAUAAAGGAGAACAAUUCCCUGUAUCGGAAUCAUAUAUCAUUGUGUAAUGAAUGUCAAAAUGGAAAUGUUAGUCGUAACUUAAUUUUUGUAACGGGAGAAUUUGCUGUGGCAUUACAUCAAUUAGGAUUUAAAAAUGUUUCUCCUGCAGUAUUAGAUCUACCCAUGAGUCCCUCAGAUGAAUCAGUACAGGAAGGUGAAAGUCACAUGGUGGUCAAUUUUAGUAACAAUGAUAUAACACUUAGGCCUAUUAGAAUAUCAGACAAACCAGACAACUUAUUAGAUUUAUUUGGACAUGUCACAGGUCUUACUUUGUCAAAUGAUCACAGGUAUUUGUUCCUGAAUUGUAGACCAUGGAUUGGUAAGGUUGAUAGAACUGACCCAUGGGCAACCCCUGACCUGUCACCUUCAAUAGAGAUCAGAGUUAUUGACCUGUGUACACUGCAGGACACUGGACGACGAUAUCAAGGCCAUAAAGGAUACUCCCCAUCAACAAUGUGUUGUUUUGUUUUUCUAGAUGUUAGUCCAGAUUAUGUUGGAAGUGGAAGUGAAGAUGCUAAAGGUUACUUAUGGGACAAACAUUAUAGUGUAAAUCUGGCUACAUUUGAACAUUCAUUUGGUGUUGUCAACGCUGUAGGCUUCAAUCCUGCAAACCAAGAAUAUUUAGUAACUGUUAGUGAUGAUUGUACCAUCAAAAUAUGGAGGUCUAAAGCUUUGAUGAAAGACUUUGGUCGAGUCUGAUAAAUGGAAAUAAAGCUCUGAUUAAAGAUUUUUGUUGAAUUGGGUAAUGAAGGACAAAGCCCUGUCAGAUAAGACUUGUUGAAUCUGAUUCAAUUAAACAAAAUUUAAGCUUUGAAGAAUGACCUUGGUCAAGUCUGAUUUAAUGAAGUGGAGAUUCAAAGCUUUGAUGAAAGACUGUUGUUGAGUCUUAUGAUGUUGUAUUGUUAUAGUGCUAUAUAGUGCUAUAAAUCAGUGCAAGAAGUUAAUUUUACACUAACAAAAUUGCUUACAUGUGAAUACAUAAAAUGUAUAGAAGAGUAACCCAUAGGAAGAAAAGAAGGUUGCUGCUGCUACAUUAUUUGUCAAGAGCUGCAAAUUAUGCUGAUGUUACUUUCAAAUUAUAGAUUUUUACUGUCUAUCAGUUUUAAAUUUAAGAUCUCCUGUCUAUAUUAUAAUUUUUGUAUUUCAGAUUUUUGAACUUACAAAAAUGAUUUAAAUUUGGAAACAACUUUAUGUUUAUGACUGCAACAUUUAUUAAAUGUCAUAUCAUAGAUUAAAUACUGAUCCAAUAAUUAACUAGUUUAUGAUUAAGAUAAAUAUAGGUUAUCGAUGGUUUUCAAACAAGAUGGUGUUUCUCAGCUACAAUUUCAUCGAAGGGCGAUAGCCCUGAGAUGAGAUGUGGCCGAGAAACAUCCUAGAGUUUGAAAGACCGUUGAUAUAAAAAAAAGGAGUGGUAUAAUUGCCACUGUUUAUCGCUAUUUUGCCUAUGACAUCGUUGAUGUUUGCAUUGACAAUGUCAGGUGUGCCCUUAGUUUCUGACGAUAAUUUUCUAUCUCAAGCGAGUAGCAUGAUAUGAAAAAUUAUCAUAAAAAAAGAUAAAAGGAAAAAUACACAAAAUAGUGAUAAUAGAUGAUCAAAGAGAAGGAGAUUGGUCAACUUUUCUAUCUAUUCAAGACAUUUUAAUAACAUUUGAGUAUAAUCAAUAUAAAAGUACAGGUUAAUUCCAAAACAUAAAAGCUAAAUCAGUGACUGUCAUAAACAACUGCAACUACAUUGGACAAACCAAAAUUGAACACAUUUUGUACAAUAAGAAAUAAUGUACAUUUCUAGUAGCAUUCAUCAUACAAAUAUAAGCUUUGAAGAGAGCAGAUUUUUUACAUAAUUUUAGUUUCCGACACCAAAUACAAAAUGAUGCAUUAUGUACAAAAGUAAAAUCAUGCUGUUAAGAAAUCUAAAUGCUUGUUUUGUAUGAAAUUGUUAGCCUGAAAAUUGUGACCAUUAUCCAUUAUCUUGAAAUAUAAUCAAGACUUUUGUUGCAAGGAAGCAAAAACUAAAAGACUAAGUCAGCUACAUUUUUAAUGAAAUCAGAAAUGGCUACUGUUUCAUUUAGAGAUAACUUUUUUUCUUAUGAUUCCAAAUCACAAAAGCAAGAUUUUUCUUAACACCUUGCAAUUGUAGAUGUAUACCGGUAAUGUCCAUCAUUGUUUGAAGAAUUUUUCUGUAGUAUUUUUCUUUGUGCCACGUUUGUUUGAAUAGGGGGGAAUCUGAAGUUAGAAACUUAAAAACAUAUUAACAUUGCAACUACUUAUACAGACAGUUAGGUAGGUAUUAAAGGCUCUUGUUGAAUACUAUGUUGCCUUCUAAAUGACUUUUGAUUAUAUUUGUUGUUGGGUUCUUGUCUUUUAUUAAAAUUUGAAAAAUUAUGUUGCGAUGAUUGUUAUGGGAUAUUAAUAGACCAUGCAUGCUUAUGUUACUGUUAAUUAAAAAACAAUGCACAUGUUUUAAUUUUAACUAAAAAAAAAUAAUGUAUGGAAAAAAUUACGUUUUGUUUUGUUUGUAUUGACGAAGUAUUAUGUCAAAACUUGUAAAUGAAAACAUCUUGUUGAUGUAGUAAUACUGCAUGUUAUAUUAAAAUUGUUAAUAUACAAAAUAUACUGUGAUAAUGACAUGUUAUAUUGCAUGUUAAAUGCAAUCAAUUGUUACAUAUUAGAUCAAUCUGAUUAUAAUAUGAAUACUGUGUCAAAGCUUUGCUUACAAGGAUCUGACAAAGCUUUGAUGUACUUUUAAAGACCUUUCGUGUUUCCCUGGUCUUGUCAAAAUAAUACACACUUUCAAAAAUUUGAAGGUAAAAAUUUCAUUAGCUGAUGAACCUAUUACCAGAACAGAAAGUAGAAGGGCAUGCUAUCAGAUCCUUGUUGGCCAAGCUUGGACACAUGAUCUGAAUUUUAAUAAUAUUGCUUAUUAGAUGUGUAUGGAGAAGCAACAUAACUGACGUUUAUACUUAACUUAAAAUCAGAUUUAUCAGACAUAUAUACUGUAGAAACAUUAAUUUUUCGUGGGGUUAAAAUUUCGUGGUUUUGUCUCUGUAUAAGAUUUCAUGGGGAUUUAAUUUCGUGGUUUCAAAUAAAUGGAAGUGAUGAUUAUAUGUAGGUUAAAUUUUCGUGGGGGUUUUAAUUUCAUGGAUAUAUUCUUUCCACGAAAUAAACGAAAUUAAGUCCUCCACGAAAAUUUCUGGUUUUACAGUAUGUAUAGCAUUGAAUAUUUGAAUGGAACAUAUUUGACUUCUAAAUUAUCUCUUGUUAAGCUGGGGAAAAACUCAAAUGUAACACAUUGCCCAUUACUAAUGCAUUAAACAUAAGUCAGAUAAUUUGGUAUGGAGAACCAGCACCUAAUGUGAGAUAGUAUGGCAACCCAUGGGUGGAUGCCUACCUAUGCAACAAAUGUCUUUCAACAGAUAAUGUAUAAUAACUUAAAGACAACAACACACAUAGUUGCAAGAUUUUAUUAAUGUAUAUGUAUUUAUAGGGCUUACAUGGUUAUAUGAAUAAAAUGAAAGUGAAAGUGAUUGAAAUAGUUCAACUUUCCUGAUUGAAUAAAACUCACAAAUGAAAUCUUCAUAGAAUAACAUUUUUUUGUUCAUUGAAUGGAUCUUCACCUGAUUAGGUUUUAAUGUCCUCCCAGCCUUUGUAUGUGACAUAAUCUGCUAAUUGAUGGAGUAUAAAAGCUGUAGCUGUUUCCCCAAGUAGUGACAAGUUAUAAAUUGUUUGGUUCUCCUUCUUGAUCAUCUCUUCUUGGAGGAGUUGUCAAAAUUUAUAUAUUAGCAUCAGACUGACCAGUUCAAAACAGUCUGUUAUUUUUUUGUCAUAAGCCUAUAGAGCCAUUUGGGGUUACAAGUGAAACCAUGAAUUAAGAGUUUAACUUACUCUUUUAAUUAUCUCAGUGGUUGGUUUUCAUGUGCCUGAUUUAAGUUUUGGCUACCCUUUAAUUCGUAAUUCUAUUUACAAUCACUCAAAUACAAAUCUUGAGCAGUGGUUUUAAUGUUUGUGUUUUUUUAUAUCAGCUGUAAAGGCAGUUUAUGAAGAUUAUUGUAUAUUCUGCAGCCUUUAGGUUCCCCUAAUUGUUCCCCUUGCUUAAAGAUUGUGAUUUUUUUUGGAAUAUAUCUAGAGUGCAUGUAUGAAAUGUAUUCAUCUUAGCAUGAUCCAUGUUGGUAUGGUGUGAAGAGGCUAUAUGUUUGGUGAAAGACGUAGACCUAUAAAUACAUUAAUUAUGUGCAGCAACUAUGUGUAUUGUUGUUUUUAAGAUAUUAUUUAUAUAUGUCUUGUAAGUCCAAUAUUUAAGUUUUAUAAGUUUUAUGACUUCUAACACAUCUUUAUUAAAACGUGUUUCAGUGUACUUAUUAUUAUACUGAGUGAGUGACAUUUGUCUGAGUAUCUAAGUAUCUUGAAUCUACAAUUGUACCAAAGUAAUCUCUAAAAAACAAAUGAAUAAAUAAAAAAUUUAAAUGUA